Budorcas taxicolor (takin) is the source of this 5729-nucleotide messenger RNA. RefSeq names its product ankyrin repeat and sterile alpha motif domain containing 1A (gene ANKS1A). The transcript has 25 exons. Gene Ontology annotation, molecular function: protein binding. The record is from RefSeq and is a predicted model, not a curated record. Lineage: Eukaryota; Metazoa; Chordata; Mammalia; Artiodactyla; Bovidae. Bases 1 to 3483 code for a protein of 1160 amino acids. Gene Ontology annotation, cellular component: cytosol.
AUGGGGAAGGAGCAGGAGCUGCUGGAGGCGGCCCGCACCGGACACCUCCCGGCCGUGGAGAAGCUGCUGUCCGGGAAGCGGCUUUCCUCAGGCUUCGGGGGCGGCGGCGGCGGCGGCGGCGGCGCUGGAGGCGGUAGCGGCGGCGGCGGCGGCUCUGGAGGCGGCGGCGGCGGUCUUGGCUCCUCGAGCCAUGCCCUGUCCAGUCUGCUCAGCAUUUGGAGAGGGCCAAAUGUGAACUGUGUUGACAGCACUGGGUAUACACCUCUGCACCAUGCUGCUUUGAAUGGCCAUAAGGAUGUGGUCGAGGUUCUUCUGAGGAACGACGCGCUGACCAACGUGGCUGACUCUAAAGGCUGUUAUCCGCUGCACUUGGCAGCCUGGAAAGGAGACGCCCAGAUAGUGCGGUUGCUCAUCCAUCAAGGGCCCUCACACACCAAAGUCAAUGAACAGAAUGCUCUUGAGAUCAAAGAACUCAAAAAGUACGGCCCCUUUGACCCUUAUAUCAAUGCCAAGAACAACGACAACGAGACAGCCCUGCACUGCGCAGCCCAGUACGGCCACACUGAGGUGGUGAAGGUGCUCUUAGAGGAGCUGACUGACCCCACCAUGCGCAACAACAAGUUCGAGACGCCCCUGGACCUGGCUGCACUCUACGGGAGGCUGGAGGUGGUGAAGAUGCUCCUCAACGCACACCCUAACCUCCUGAGCUGCAACACUAAGAAGCACACCCCUCUGCACCUGGCAGCGAGGAACGGCCACAGAGCCGUGGUACAGGUCCUCCUGGACGCCGGCAUGGAUAGCAGCUACCAGACGGAGAAGGGCAGUGCUUUGCAUGAGGCUGCUUUGUUUGGCAAGACCGAUGUGGUGCAAAUCCUGCUGGCUGCAGGAAUUGAUGUCAACAUAAAGGAUAACCGUGGACUGACCGCACUGGACACUGUCCGGGAGCUGCCGUCUCAGAAGAGCCAGCAGAUAGCGGCACUUAUCGAAGAUCACAUGACUGGAAAAAGAAGUGCAAAAGAAGUAGACAAAACCGUUGCACCCCAGCCACCUCUCAUCUCCAGCCUGGACUCGAUACCCCAGAAGUCUAAGGGUGACCUGGAGAAAGCAGUGACUGAACUGAUCAUCGAUUUUAACACCAACACAGAAGAGGAGGGUCCCUAUGAGGCGCUGUACAAUGCUGUCUCCUGCCAGUCCCUGGAUAGCACGGCCAGCGGACGCUCGUCCGACCGGGACUCUGUGAGCAAGGAGGCUGAGGCGGCCGGAGGGAAAGCUGCUGGAGUGCGGCCUAGAGAACGUCCUCCGCCUCCAGCAAAACCACCACCCGAUGAAGAAGAAGAAGACCACAUAGAUAAGAAGUAUUUUCCCUUGACAGCUUCUGAGGUCUUGGCCAUGAGACCCUGGAUUCAGGGGAGCGCAGCCAAGGAGGAGGAUGAACACCCUUAUGAGCUGCUGCUGACAGCAGAGACAAAGAAGCUGGUGUCCGUGGAUGGAAAGACAAAAGACCACAGGCGGAGCAGUGGUGGCCGAAGCCAGGACUCUGCAGAGGGGCAGGACGGGCAGGUCCCGGAGCAGUUCUCAGGUCUCCUCCACGGCUCCUCCCCAGUGUGUGAGGCGGGGCAGGACCCUCUCCAGCUGCUCCCUGCCCCUGGCCAGAACCAUCAAGAAGGGUCCCCUGCGCAGGGUGCCUGCCCCGAGGAGAUGCAGCUGGAGCAGACAGGCAGGCGUGCGUCCGGAGCCUCCCUGCCCCGCGUGCUGGACCAGAGUAGGAGAGCGGGCCACCCGGCAAGCCUGCCCCCCGCCCACAGCCAGACGCACCCCAAAACUGUGAUGCACACGGCCUUUCCACGCCCUGGGGGCGCUGAGGAGGAAGGUGACCUGAGCGGGCCCAGGAGCCGAGCCCCUCCCACCAGCAGACCCAAGGCUGAGCUCAAACUCAGCCGCAGCUUGUCUAAGUCUGACUCUGAUCUCCUGACCUGCUCCCCCACGGAGGACGCCACGAUGGGGAGCCGGAGUGAGUCCCUGUCCAACUGCAGCAUUGGGAAGAAGAGGCUGGAGAAGUCGCCCUCCUUCACCUCCGAGUGGGACGAGAUUGAGAAGAUCAUGAGCUCUAUUGGAGAAGGGAUCGACUUUUCUCAGGAACAGCAGAGGAUCUCAGGUGCGCGGCCGCUGGAACAGAGCGUCGGGGAGUGGCUGGAGGCCGUGGGGCUGCAGCAGUAUGAGAGCAGGCUGCUUCUCAACGGCUUUGACGAUGUCCGCUUCCUGGGGCCUAACGUGAUGGAAGAUCAGGACCUGCGGGAAAUCGGCAUCAGUGAUGCGCAGCACAGGCGGAAGCUGCUCCAGGCCGCGCGGUCCCUGCCCAAGGUGAAGGCGCUGGGCUACGACGGGAACAGCCCCGCGUCAGUGCCCUCCUGGCUGGACUCGCUGGGGCUUCAGGACUACGUCCAUUCCUUCCUGUCGAGUGGCUACAGCUCCAUUGACACUGUGAAGAACCUCUGGGAGCUGGAGCUUGUCAACGUCCUGAAGGUGCACCUGCUCGGCCAUCGCAAGCGCAUCAUCGCCUCCCUGGCGGACAGACCCUACGAGGAGCCGCCCCAGAAGCCUCCACGGUUCUCCCAGCUGAGAUGCCAGGACCUGUUCUCGCAGACGUCGUCCCCACUGAGCCAGAGCGACUCCUGUGCCGGGCGGUCAGCUGACCUGCUGCUGCCUCCUGGGGACAUGGGCAGGAGGCCGCACGACAGCCUGCACGCGCCUGCAGCGCCCUCUCGGGCAGAGCGCUUCAGAACCCAGGAGGAGCACCGAGAGGCCAAGCUGACCCUCCGGCCCCCCAGCCUGGCCGCCCCCUACGCCCCUGUGCAGAGCUGGCAACACCAGCCGGAGAAACUCAUUUUUGAGUCCUGCGGUUACGAAGCCAACUAUCUGGGCUCCAUGUUGAUCAAAGAUCUGCGAGGGACAGAGUCCACACAAGACGCCUGUGCCAAGAUGCGGAAAUCCACGGAGCACAUGAGGAAGAUCCCUACCAUCGUCCUGUCCAUCACGUACAAAGGGGUCAAGUUCAUCGAUGCCUCCAACAAGAACGUCAUCGCCGAGCACGAGAUCCGGAACAUUUCCUGCGCGGCUCAGGACCCAGAGGACCUGUGCGCCUUUGCCUACGUCACCAAGGACCUGCAGACCGGCCACCAUUACUGCCACGUCUUCAGCACGGUGGAUGUGAACCUGACCUAUGAGAUCAUCCUGACGCUCGGCCAGGCGUUUGAGGUGGCCUACCAGCUGGCCCUGCAGGCCCAGAAGUCCAGGCCGAUGGGGGCCUCUGCCGCUGAGGUGAUCGAGACCAGAUCUUCCAAGCCGGUGCCGAAGCCCCGGGUGGGCGUGAGGAAGUCAGCGCUGGAGCCACCUGACACGGACUCCGACGCCCAGUCCCACGCCAGCGUCUCCUGGGUCGUGGACCCCAAGCCAGACUCUAAGCGGAGCCUCAGCACCAACUGAGCCACCGAGGAACCGACUGUGCUGCAGAAACAGCCGUGCGGAGCGCAGGCUCCCGCCACCGCCGCUGCCACCGCCGCCUCACCUGCAUUGGAGACCCAGGCCCACCUCUGCCCGCAGGACUCCUCCCGGCUGUGGGCCCGGGCCGGCCGCCAGGCCUCGUGGAGGGAGCCCUGCCCCGGUGCCGAGCAGCCCUCCAGCCUCUAGCAGAUGAGACUGGGACUCCAGAGACCCUAGAAGUGACUUGUCCAGAAAACGUUUUUUAAUAGAAAAAUUUUUUUUAUAAAAUAACUUUUAACACUUGGCUCAAACCUCUAGGUUAAACUGCCAAUCUUUAGAUCAGUGGCCAUACGGUCCGAGGGUAGUGGGCCUCUGUCCUCAGGCUGGGGCGUGAGCGUGCUUGGGCAGCUCCGAGAGGAGACGCUGGGUGACCCGAGUGGCCCGACAGCCGCCCCCAUCAGCCACCGCUCCUUUCUGAGCCGCACACCCGGUUUCUCGUCCCCGCUGCGGCGGCUUCCACUCCGUCCGCGGCGGGCCGGGCAGAGGAUGAGCAGGUCCCGGGCUACCGUGGUCAGAACACCGCCCUGGGCUGCAGGCCAUGGGCCCUCCAGUGAUCUCAGGCCUGCCAAGUCGGAUCAGAAAGGAGAGGAAGCAGCUGUGUUUGUCUUGGGCAUUAACGGGUAGGUCAGCUGAGGCGGCUGCCUGCAGGUGUGUGAUUAGUACUCACUUUGGUCUGACUGUCCUCCUUUCAGCUCUGGGCUCACCCAGGCUCUGAGGGCAGAGAGGGCUGGGUGUGGAGGCAGUUUGCUCCCCCAGUGUGGCCUCCUGCUGGCCGGCUUUGCUUUGCGCCUUGGGCUGCGUCGCUCCUCCUGGAGGCAGUAGGAUGGGAGGGUCUCUCCUUGCGGCUGGACCAGGUCAGCUGCAUGUCUUGGAGCAGCUCCCAAAGCAGAGCCUUUCCUCCCCAAGCAGGCCCCCUGCUUUGCAGGCAUGGUGCAGUCGGUCCUGGGGUCAGUAGGUCCAAGGCCUUGGCCGCACCCCACCCCCCGGCCGAGAGCUCCGGAGGCAGGGGGUGCAGGCCCGGUGGGCUCCCUGCACCGUCCACACCACAGGCCCAGGGGGUCGCCCUUACUCUGGGAUGGAGACAGGUGGUCCUGCCCUUUCGGUACUAAACAAAGACCUCAACACCGGAAGUCUGACUUCAUGUCCUCCUGCUCCCAGGGCCUGACAGUUCUCCUGUGCAGUAUUCAGCCCCUCCUCCUUCCAGGGAUGGACAAGGAGCCCAAGCUGGGUGGGGAGACCGCGGGUCCCUCUUCCUCCUGAGGAAGGCCGGUCUCCUCUAAGUAGGCCCCUCGUGGUGGGUGGUGGAUCCAUAAAGAAAACUGUAGACACUACGAUGAGUUCCUCAAGCUGUUUUUUGUUUUUGUUUUUAUGUCCUAGGUAGGUGUCUCCUCCUCUUAAAGCUGCUAUAUCUUCUUUAUUUAUUCAGGGUGUUUUCAUAUUGGAAAGCCUUGGCUAAUCUGCUCUGGAUUUUGAGAUUGGUUUAUUUCUCAGUAGUCAAAAAGGGAGGGGCUAGAUCUUUUUUACUCCUCCUCUGGGACAGGUACUCUCCCUUCCCUAGAAAGAAAUAUUAUAACAUUGAGGACAGGCUUCACGUGGAGAAGCCUCGCUUCUGCACGCAAACGCAGCCCCGUUCUGAAUCGAGCAGGCCCUUCAGGCAGGACUGGAGAUGGGGGCGCUCUCUGGUCUGCCCUCCUCCUCGCAGCUGCUCCGAGUGAGCGGGGCUUCCUUCCAGACAGGCUCUGCCUCUGCGAUGCUCACACCCCUCCAGGGCCUCCAGCUGCAGCUCUGGGGAGUCCCUCGAGAAGCCUGGGGCUAAGCAGGCCAGUCUGCCCUCAGCCCGUGUUGGGGGGUGCCCUGGCCUGCAGGACGACUGUCAGACGCAGUUCACAAAGUGGUGUUGCUAACGGUGUGGCAAUGGGACUGAAUUGUAAUAAAAUGUUAUUUAAUCUUUGUCUCUGUAUUUUGAUACUUGAAUGAUUUCCCCUUCUAUCUUACUGUACAUAUAAUUGUUAAUCUGUCCGAUUUUGUCUAAAUUACGAACAUCUUGUGGUACCAAGCGUAACCGACCUGUGCGACAGCAUAGACUGACCUCACUACAUGAGAGAGUGUAAAUAUUCCUGGGCUUUUGGCUUUGGUUUUGUUAUUUUUGAAACUGUACAACUUAGAACAGACUGAAUUAAUAAAUGAGA